AUGGCUGGGAAAGAACAUUAUUCAUAUACCUAUGAAUUCAAAGAUACAAAUCUUUCUGCAGAAUUCCUUAAUGCUUUUAACAAAUUUUAUCAAAAUGAAUUAUUCACCGACAUCACUUUGGAGUGUUUCUCAGGGCAAUUAUUUCACUGCCAUAAAGUUGCUCUGGCAGCUUGCAGCACUUAUUUCAAAGCAAUGUUCACUGCAGAUAUGCAGGAAAAAGCUACCAGGAUUAUUAAACUUCCAAACAUUGAUUACAGUAUCUUGGAUGCUCUUAUAAAGUAUGUAUACACAUCAGAAGUGCUAAUAACAGAAAACAACGUCCAAACUUUGUUAGAGACUGCAGAUCUCUUACAGUUUACAACAGUUAAAAUGGCAUGUGAAAACUUCCUGGCCAGACAUCUAGAUUUUGGCAAUUGUAUAGGAAUGCAUUCUUUUGCAGAAAGCCAUCUUUGUACUGAUUUAGAGAAAGAAUCUCGAAGGAUGAUUCUCUCUAACUUUGAAGAAAUUUCAAGACAGGAUGAAUAUUUAGAAAUCAGCAAGGACAAACUCCUUUUCAUUCUGUCCAGAAAAAACCUCAAUGUGUGGAAGGUAGAUAUACUUCUUGAAGCCAUUGUCAGGUGGAUUGCAUAUGACUUGGAAAAUAGAAUUGAAUGUUUGGUGGAAUUGUUAAGAUAUGUCCAAGUUGAUUUGGAUGAUCUGUACCUCAAAACAGCACUUGAGGUGAAUGGGCAGUCCCUUCUCACCAGUGAUGUUAAGAUGCACUCUUUAAAAUGUCAUGUUCUAACAGCAAAUUACACUAUGAAUCCAUUGCCUUGCAAGAAGUCAACGUGCAAUAUGUAUAUAAUUGGUGGUUAUUAUUGGCAUCCACUUUCAGAGGUUCACAUUUGGAAUCCAUCAAUUGAUUUAUGGACACAGGGUUCACAGAUGCCUGAUCACACGAGAGAAAGUUACAGUGUUUCUGCUUUGGGACCAAACAUUUAUGUAACAGGUGGUUAUAGUUCUGAUAACCUGGAGGCCCUGGACACCAUGUGGAUUUAUAAUUCAGAAAUGGAUAAUUGGGCAGAAGGGAGCCCAAUGUUAAAUGCUCGUUAUUAUCACUGUUCAGUGGUAGUGCAUGGCUGUGUCUAUGUGAUGGGUGGAUACCGAGCCGGUGCUCCAAUACAAGAUGCAGAGUUUUAUGAUCCUUUGAAAAAGAAGUGGAUUCUGAUUGCAAACAUGCUGAAAGGGGUUGGAAAUGCAACGGCUUGUGUCGUCCAGGAAGUUGUCUAUGUAACCGGAGGACACUAUGGUUACCGAGGAAGUUCAACUUAUGAUAAAAUUCAGAGCUACAGAUCAGAUCUCAAUGAGUGGACAAUAGUCACCAUCACUCCACACCCAGAGUAUGGGCUGUGCUCUGUGGGUUUAUAUAACAAGAUAUAUCUUGUUGGUGGCCAGACGACUAUCACUGAUUGUUACGACACAGAAAAGAACGAAUGGAAACAGAUAGCCCAAAUGAAUGAAAGACGAAUGGAAUGUGGUGCAUUGGUGAUGAAUGGCUGCAUUUAUCUUACAGGUGGAUACUCAUAUUCCAAGGGAAGUUAUCUGCAGAGUAUUGAAAAAUAUGAUCCCGAGAAAGGUACUUGGGAAAUAAUAGGGAAUUUGCCCGGUGCCAUGCGUUCACAUGGCUGUGUAAGUGUAUAUGAUAUACAAGCAUAA
Pristis pectinata (smalltooth sawfish) is the source of this 1695-nucleotide messenger RNA. It is a transcript of the gene klhl23, whose product is annotated as kelch-like family member 23. The record is from RefSeq and is a predicted model, not a curated record. NCBI's taxonomy places the organism in Eukaryota, Metazoa, Chordata, Chondrichthyes, Rhinopristiformes, Pristidae. Bases 1 to 1695 code for a protein of 564 amino acids. The transcript is spliced from 3 exons. Gene Ontology annotation, molecular function: protein binding.